AAAAUCGUUGUAUUUUUGGAACACUAAUAAAAAAACUAAACAUUUUACUACUAUAUAUAAGAGGGUAGGAUCUGUCCUUGCUUCUAAUUUCUUUAGGUUUGUUGUACAUCCUCUUCCUGUGAUUAAUCUAUUCUUUCAGCUUUUCCUCUCCGUUGAUUUAUCAGAAUAAAUACGAUUUCAGGUCUUCUUCGUCAAACAUCGUUCACCUGCCUAGCGAGUUGGGAGUAUCCAGAUCAUUUCGUAAUGAACCCGAUCCGCAAACUCUCAUCCACCUUUCUCAAAAACCCACUCAUAAACCCCACCUCCUCUGCCGCCGUCUGCCGCCGGUUAUCGACCAAAAGCGGCAACGACGAGUGGAACGACGCAUGGGAAGCUGCGUGGCUUCCCGACGAUCUUUGUGGGAAGAAUCGAGCUCCAUGGGAAGCCGACGUAAAUUUUGCACUUCCAGACGACACCAGCAACACUCCCGAAAAUGCCCAAAUUGAGCCUAGGGUUCCGGAAGUUGAUGCGGAAACUAAAGCCUUUGUGGAGGACAUGAAUGAGAAUUGGCACUUAAGAAAGGGGAAGCAGCAGAAAAAUGGCAUAAAUAUGAACGAAAAUGAAAGUUCGCUUUAUAGUUUGGAGAAUAUAAAGAAGGAUUAUAGGUUGAAGAAGCAGAGAGUACAUGCGGGUUUGUGGUUGAAGGAGAUUGAGAAGAUGGAAGAGGCUAAGCUAGGAGAUUCUAUUGGUGGUAGCGGAAAUGCUGAUGAUAUUGAAAAGCUUCUCGAUAGCUGCUCAGAGAUUUUUGAUUCACCUAAUGAUGAUUCAAGCAAUUCAAGAACGACUUCUGAGUUCAAAAAUAAACCUGAGGGCUGGGAAACAACUUCAAAAACACAAGAUGGGAAUAUAUGGGAGAUGUCACAAAGAGAAGAAGAUAUCUUGGUCCAAGAAUUUGAACGCCGAAUUGCAUUCAACAAAUUCCAGAUUGCCAGUUUUAUUAAAACCCAUAUAUUUAGUCGUCGGAGGCCUAUAGAUGGCUGGAAGUAUAUGAUAGAGGAAAUCGGUCCAAAUGCCAGAAAAGGGAAGGGAAGUGUUUCAAGGUUACCUAGCAUAGCAGAUGCAACAACUCGGCCUUUCAGGGAGGAAGAAACAUCGCCUGACGCUACUUUCCCCUCUAAUAGGGGGAUGACUGGAAGGAGGUAGCAUUUUGUAAAUUCAUCUUAGAACAGAUUGACCAUGUUGUAAAAUUAGUAUUGAACUUGUAAGUUCUGUUGAAUUUACAGAAUUUUCCAUCGGCCCUUACUUAUCUUGUUUUCGAUAGAGUUAGGUUGUUUUCGAUAGACCUUCAGCUCAAAUAAUUAAUUGUAAUAUAACUUAGUUGAACUGUUUGCAUUAACUAAAACAUGGCAACACUAAAGAGGAACUGCUCCAUUAUAUAAGGAACAUGCGACUCUUUGAAGUUGAAUCUAAAAGCGCUGACACCUUUUAUUUA
Molecule: messenger RNA, 1471 nt
Organism: Solanum dulcamara
Lineage: Eukaryota; Viridiplantae; Streptophyta; Magnoliopsida; Solanales; Solanaceae
Product: protein GAMETE CELL DEFECTIVE 1, mitochondrial
Exons: 4
Coding region: 244-1182 (312 amino acids)
Source: RefSeq, a predicted model, not a curated record